Macrosteles quadrilineatus (aster leafhopper) is the source of this 6974-nucleotide messenger RNA. Its product is annotated as cilia- and flagella-associated protein 47-like. The coding region runs from base 41 to 6961 and encodes 2306 amino acids. Lineage: Eukaryota; Metazoa; Arthropoda; Insecta; Hemiptera; Cicadellidae. The record is from RefSeq and is a predicted model, not a curated record. The transcript has a single exon. Gene Ontology annotation, molecular function: protein binding.
UAUAUCAAAAAUAUUUUCAGUCAAUGUUUAAGGUUAAACUAUGAUGAAAAAACACACAUCAACAAAAACUGAUUUCCUUUCAAAAACCCAAUCGCAAAUCUCAUUAAAUUCUCAGAAAUCAAGCCAGAAAGAAUCAAACAUUAGAGUAUCUCCUGAAAGAGACUCAAAUAUCUCAUCCAAAAAGUCCUGUGUGCUCUCUUCAUGUUCACUAAAGGAGGACGAUGGAAGCUCAGGGUCCAAAGAGUCGCUCAAUUACGUAGAGUCUAGAACAGCAGUCGUUAACUCACAAGGUAAAAAAUGGAUAGACAUUUAUGGAGUGAGAAUUUGUCCUGCUAUAGUAAAAUUCGACAACACUUUCGAGAACCAGAGUUACCAAGAGUCAGUUUCUGUGCAGAACAUUUCAGAAUGUCCUGUUACUGUCCGAAUCCUAACUCCCAGGGCUUUGUCAUUCCGAGUCACUCCGUUAGAAUGGGGCCAUAUGCUGGCUCCCGGACUGAAGAUCCAACGACAUGUCCACUAUAAGUGCACUAAGAGCACCAUUGUACAUUCCUCUCUGCCCAUUUACAUCAAUGACAAUGUCGUACAACUCCCUCUGGAGGCAAGCAAAGGACAAGCCUUUGUAGAUAUAAUACCAACGUCAAUUAAAUUUGGUCGAGUCGACAUCGGCUGUAAACCGAUUGAGAGAAAGAUCCGUAUCAAGAACGUAUCGUUCUGCGCUACCAAGUUUCUCGUGGAUGUGGGAACCAACGAGCUGGAUCUUCACAUAGGACCGAUGAAAGGGUGGAUUCGUCCUCAUAACAGUGUGACUGUCAGAGUGAAACUCCUUGCGCUGAGAGAGGGAAUCCAUUCAUCAGAGUUGUGGAUAUCAACAGACUUGGGUCAGACGAGAAUACCUGUUGAAGUGGAAGCUUGUCGUCGCAGCUUGUUGGUGCAACAUCCAAACACCAUCAGUGAGUUCACACUUGUAGACUUUCCUGCCACAUUUUACGGCUGCCAGAGAUACCAGACACUCGUAGUUCACAAUGUGGCAGCUUCGAGUAGUGCUUUUGUAGUUCUCGCUGAUUACGGGAGCGAAGGUCAGGAGCCGUUUAGAGAAGCUAGGGAAAAAGCACAAUCCAAGGUGAAAAUGUUUGAUAUAGAGCCAGUUGAGGGAAGACUCAAGCCAUUUGAGGGAAGAAUUUUCACUUUUUGGUUCAGCCCAAAAAUGAUUGAGGGAAAUGAGCAGUGUGUAUCAAAAGACAAAGAUACAGAUUUAAAUGAUUAUCUCUGUGCUGUUAGAAUCAAGAGAAUUCAAGUUGAUGAAUCUGGCAUAGACUCAGUUCCUGAUAGUUAUGAACACUUCUCUUUGAAGGACCGCACUACUUUCGGAAACAAACCAUCGAAUUACGACCUCAAAUUAUUGUUGGACAAAGAGACAAACGGAAGGGAACCUCCAUCUCGGGUUUUCAUUGAAGAGAUUUCUGUUUUGUUCUAUGUGUAUGGGGAAGCAGAAAUACCCUCCCUCAGUAUCAUACCUGAUGCUCUUUACUUUCCAGAUACUCUUGUUGGAGCUACUGUUGUCAAAGUAGUCCAACUGACCAACAAAACAAACCAGUUGCUGGCUUUUCAAUAUAGUAAAAUUCCUUUUUUUGAAGUCAUUCCCGAUUUUAAAAAACUUAGCCCUAAGACUUCUUAUGAUGUUACCGUAAAACUAUGUGCUAGAAAUAUUGGCUUUCUACCAAAAAUUCUUUCCUUCAAUAUACUUGCUGAAAAGAACGCUACUGACAAGCAAGACUUUCACGUAGUUAAUCAUAUAAAUGUGAGAAUAUUUGGUAAUGUGAAAUCACAAAAUAUCCUUCCAAAACCGACAUUCAACCUGGGUAUUACUCCAAUGAUAACGAAUGAGGUUGGGUUUCUUACUGAUGGGGUGACUUUUGCAAGCAGAAUUAAAAAGCCUCGAUGUGCCUUGACAAUGAAGGCCAAGUCUGGCCGUCCGUGGCAUCAGACAGAUGCAACAAUAGCAUUCCCUAAUGAUAGGCCACGCUCACUGCGACCAAGGCCAACAGAUACAAAAGCGUUGACCAUAUAUAAAGGGUUGCCUAGGUAUAUACCACCUGUAGACGAAUCUGAGACACUCACUUACGAGAAAAUGGUUGGGAAAAAAGCUCACAAUGCUUGGGUUUUGAACUACAUUAGAGGCACAGCAGCGUCAUUUAUUUCAAAAGAUAACUGUUGCCACAAAAAGUUUUCUAAAGGUCCGUCGGAUCCUCCUAUUGUGUUAUUUCCAAAUAAAGAAGUAAAACAGCCCAGCGAAGUAUUUGUCCCAAUGACGUUUGUGCAGCUUUACCGUAUCAGAGUCUACCCAGAAGUUGUGUCUUUUGGAAGUGUUACAGUGUGUAAAAGCUGUUCUCAGUUGCUGACCAUAGUUAACGAUAAUGAUUUCAAAAUAAGUGCCAGGAUGGUACCAUUGACGUCAGGGAUAAAUGUCCAAACUUUGGAUAAUUUCAUAGUUGCAGGAAAAUCUGAAGGUAAAAUAAUGCUUACAUUUCAAAGAGAAUCGUUGGGCAGAUACAGUGGCACGGUGAGCUGUGUAAUAAACGGUUUUCACUCAUUCGACAUCGCUGUAGUGGCAGAAGUUGUACAUCGUAGUCUGACUGUCACACCCAAGUAUGUUCAAGUCAAGAUUCCAGAUGCUCCUUUUGCAGAUUUGUGUGUCCCUGUAUCUAUUAACAAUCCACUCAAUAUUCCUGUUGCAUUUUCUUGGGCUAUUCCAGAAGAGUCGCCAAUCAAAAUUGAACCUGUUUUUGGUGUAAUACCUAAAUUAGAAGCAGUAUGGUGUGGAGUGUUUUUUGAACCUAGUUGUCCAAAUUACAAACUACAUCCGCUAAACUUAGUGGUCGAUGGCACCGUAUGUCUCCAACUCAAAACUGGCGUCACCUUACCCAAAACAAAUGUUUACUUUUUAGAGCCCAUUUUAAAUCUAGGUAACAUUCCGAUAAACUUGAAAACUGUUCGAGAAUUUAUGAUCUUCAACCCAGAUUUUUCUGAUGCAAUGUUUGUGGUGCUCAGCCAAAAACCUGUAAAUGGUGUUAAGGUUACUGUUAUACCUAGUGUAGGCACAAUAAAAGCUAAAAGUUGUCAUUCUCUAUUUCUACAUAUAACUGUUCAAUUAGAAAUGCCCCUGAAUUUUAUCGUGUUCAUGACCCUGCAAAGCUCAACCACUAUAGAUAUGAAAGUUAACGGUUAUGUUGUAUAUCCAGAAGUUGAAGUGACUCCAAAAUUCAUCAAUUUACACCGUGUGCCAUGCAAUUCUGUUGUCCGCACUGUACUAAUAGCAGAAAAUAAAAGUAAAACCACAGCUCAAGUGGGGUUUAAGAUGGAUGAAUAUGCACAGUUUAAAGUAUCUUUAUCAAAGAGGUAUCAUGAUCCAGGGUUUUCAAGUUAUAGUUUCACCCUAGAUCCUGGGGCACUUCAGAAGUUCUAUUUGCACUUUGUUCCUAAAGAUCUGGCAUCAUAUGAGUUUUACCUCCCUAUUACCAUCAACAAUAUGCCUUUAGCGCACAACAUCAGCAGACAGGAGACAGAAGUUGGGGGGAAAUCUAAUAAAGGUGGAGGAAAGAAGAAUACUUUAGAUCAGGGUAAAAAUUUAACUACAUCUCACCAGGUUUUGGUCAAUGUAGUUGUUCUGAAACCAUCUUUGACCUUUUCUGACUUGGAAUUGGACUUUUCUUCAGUUCCAGAGGUCAAAAGUUUUACAAUUGAAAACACCAGUAAUAAAUCAAUAGGAGUGUUCGCUCGUCCAGAGAACAAUCAAGGCCUUUUUGAUAUAUGUGUUGAUGGAAAAGAUGUAGGCAAGGAUUCAUCCGAGUUGGUUUUGGAUCCUGGAAGUUGUAUAACCUAUGUAGUGACGUUUACUGGGAUAUCACCUGGUUUGUUUGUUAGUGAUGUGGAAAUUUUAACAACUUUUGAGGAAUACUCCUGUGUAUACAACACAGUUAGACUGACAGCUGAAAUUCUUUGGCCUUGUACUAUCACAUCAUCAGUUAAAGAGGUUUAUUUUCAACCAGUGCCAUUAAAUGUUGAAAUCAGAACCACACUGCAACUGAAAAUCACGAAGAACCAAGACACCAAGGAUGUAGCAAUAGGUUUUGAAAUAACAGAUCCAUACAAAGAUUUGUUUAGGGUCGAUUUUCCUAAAGGAAACACAGUGGUUGGUAAUGUCGAUUGUAUCAUGCCGAUUUCAAUAACGUUCAAAAGUAAGUUUCCUGUAGCACUAAGAAAGAAGAUUACAUUUAAAGAUGGCAAACAGUCACAAUGUGUUAUCAACAUGAUCGCAACCUCUGAUAACUGCUUACUCACAACGUAUGGUUAUUUAAAAUCCCACGAUUUGCACCAGCCUAAAGUGAGUAGGCCAGAGAAGGCCUCAUGUACCCACAAGACUGUUGUAGAAAAUGAGAGAGUUAUACUUCCUAAACAGAAACUCAUGCGCCAAACUAUGGUCUCUAAAGUAGACAGCUCUUCAGAGGGUUCAGGACUAUCCACUGUGUCACUUAAAACGCUGUGUUCACUAGUUCAAUCCAAUAUAGUCAAGGAGUCUGUCAUCAAACGUCAAAGUUUAAAAGAUUCUGUGCUUGUGGGAAAAGAACAAAGACUCGUAUCAAACUCUGAUAUAGAACUGUCACUUCAGCUUAGUGAAAAGGAAGAAAGUGAGCCAUCUGUAGAUAAACUGUUGACAGCAAAAAAGAUCACACAACAAAACGAAGAAAUAGUUUUUCCGAUGUUUCCACUACGAAGGGCAGUGAAUGAACAUGUGAUUUUCAUGAACAAAACUUUAAAUGCAGUUCAACAAUGGGCGUAUGAACAAGUUUUUUGUUGCUCAUACAAUCCAAUAUUUGGAAAUAAUUCAUUUUCAUCUUUCUCAGUUGUUGACAAGGGGGACUACAGCCGUUCAUCUCGGAUGGCAUUGAAAAAUGUAUUUGAUGCUCUUGAAAGGAUAUGUGGAAGACGGAUUAGGAAAUAUUUUACACCGAUUGAUAAAAUACCUGAAGAGAAUACAGCAAAAGCAAUAUUCACCCACAACUUGUAUCGACAGCUGGUGCAUUUUAUGACAGUUCAAGGAGCCUUGAUGGCUCAUGUUGAGCCUAAAUAUCUCAUGGUGUACGAUGAAUAUUGUUUCUACCAAAGGUCCAAGGUAACAUCUGUCUCAGACCAUAAACCUUUAAGUAUUGAGAGCAAAUGCGACUAUGAGAUUCAUUCAGAACUGAUGAGUGCUGAUAAUUUCUUGAGCAUCUCGGUGCAAUGUUGGUUGGAUCUGUUCCUCCAAAUGUUCAAGACAUUAAUUCUCGCACCAGCAGUCGGAGUCUCUUAUUCACAUCGUGAUAAUUUAAGACAAACCGCUAGACAACAUAGUAAUGAUGAGGCUGAUAACUUUGGACGAGCAGAAGAGGUACUUCUUAUCUGGCUGACCCAUCAUUACAACUCACAGCGUACACUGGUAUGGCCAAACAAGUCACCGCCACCUCGAACUGUUACUAACUUUGACACAGAUCUUGAGGAUGGAUUGGUUCUCACAACCAUCACAGCAGCCUAUUGUCCCUACCUCACUGAGCUCUAUUUCCACAACAUGUGUAUUCAUCCCUCUACCACUAGUCAGGCUUAUCAUAACACAACAUGUCUGUGCAUGGCCUGGGGUCGUAUUAGGUUGGGGUUCUCAAUAACACCUAGAGAUUUUGUACAUUCAAACUCUAUAAAGAUGUUAUUAUUGGUAACCUAUUUGUACAAAAUUCUGCCUUCAUACAAACCAGAAGCUACGAUUAACUUCAGGGGUAUCCUGAAUGCCGGGGAAUCUCACAUUGUAACCUUAGAAAAUGACGAAGAGGCAAGCGUUACUUAUCAUGUGGAAAUUGUCCAACGGUCUUCCAACUUCAUCCUUGACAAUUGUGAAGACUCUUUUGUCUUGAAGCGGAAGUCCAAGCAAACUAUAACUGUGAAUUAUGUAGCUCGUAAUACAAUCAAAGCUGAGGCUAUCCUUCUGCUGUGUGGGGCUUGUAUGCCACCCAAGUUCGGUAGAAAUUACGUGUUCAAACUGGAAGGUUGCCCUGUUAAGCUCCCAGUGUCAUCAGCAUUUACCAUAGUUUCUCCACUAAACACUCCGAUAGAUACAAAGAUAACUGUAGAGUCUCCUCAUUUGCUCGACUUCAAAGCUGAAUUCUACUCGUACGAUCUAUGGGUCACUUAUUCAGAACCCCAACCAGGAAACAUAAAUGCUUUGAGUUGGGCAAAAGAAAGAAAACAUAAAAUUCCUCGCCGCUUGUACUUUUCUGACAACUCACUGAUCGUUUCAUCAGCCAAGUCAAAGAUUGGAAGCGGUAAACUGGCCUUCAAAGUUUGUUGUUUCUCAAACAUUGUGCGUGAUUACUGGCUGAUAUUUAGAAACGCAGAUAUUGGUGACUUUAUUGUUAAAUUGCAAUCAGUUCCUUGUAAGCCCGAGCCAACGUUGACUCUGCAAGUUGUAAUGAAGCAAGAGACAAAAUGCAAUUGUACUUGUGAGAGAGCUCUCGUAUGCAAUAGAACCACUACAGUCCAUGUUCCUUGUUGCAACUUUGAACAGUGGUCAGCUGUCAAAGUCAUGUUUGACCUGACUAUAUCGCCUGAGGAGAAAGAGUUCUGGGACACUUACAUAGAAUCCAACAUCGGUUUUCGAUUACUUCAAUGGAUCUUGGAAGAAAAAGAAGAAAAAUUCAAUGACGAACUUGAAAAGCUUUUCCAAAAAAGUAAGACCUACAAAAUAGUUUGCCCAUCUCAACAUGUGACUUGUGCACCUUCAGUUUACAUACCUGAUGUGAAGUCUAAGUCAUCCCUGCCUUUAGAGUUACAUCUGGAUGAAAAAACUUCCAGCCAUUCCACCUUGGUAAAUUUGACUUCAAAUGAUGGAUCUGAAAUUAGAUCUUACAAUCUACAAAUUAUCAUCAAUAAAAUGUGACAAAAUGUUGAAA